This is a messenger RNA of Oryza sativa Japonica Group (Japanese rice), 1088 nucleotides long. Its product is annotated as ethylene-responsive transcription factor 7. Gene Ontology annotation, biological process: regulation of DNA-templated transcription. The record is from RefSeq and is a predicted model, not a curated record. Lineage: Eukaryota; Viridiplantae; Streptophyta; Magnoliopsida; Poales; Poaceae. Gene Ontology annotation, molecular function: DNA-binding transcription factor activity; DNA binding.
GAAGUAAACUCGGCAACGACACAGAAGAGAGAGAGAGAGAGAGAGAGAGAGAGAAAUCGCGGACGAAAAGUAAUGGACCGCGAUGAAGAGAAGAGGACGACGAGAGAGAGGGGGAGGAGGCAGUGGGGAAGGUGGGAAGCGGCUGCCCAAAGCUAUCCCCCUCCUCCCCCCCGCGUCGCCUCCCACCACGCGACGCCCUCCUCCUUCUUCUACCCCCUCCACCCCCUCUUCUCCCCGUAGCCAAAUCCGCCGCGUCUCAGCUCAACCCAGCAGCGCAGCAGCUCAAGCCUUCUCGCGUUGCAGCGCCGCGCCGAGGAGGUGUUUGUUGAUUUGUGGAGAUGGUGGGGGGAGAGGUCAUGUGCGAGGCGGCGGCGCCGAGGUACAGGGGGGUGAGGAAGCGGCCGUGGGGGAGGUUCGCGGCGGAGAUCCGGGACCCGGCGAAGCGGGCGCGCGUGUGGCUCGGCACCUACGACUCCGCCGAGGCCGCGGCGCGGGCCUACGACGUCGCCGCGCGGAACCUCCGCGGCCCGCUCGCCAGAACCAACUUCCCGCUCGUCUCCUCCCUCCCGCUCCCGUCGCCCCACUACCACCUCCCCGGGAAGGCGGCGGCGGCGGCGCCGCCGGUGGCCGGCCCCGCGUGCAGCGCGAGCUCCACCGUCGAGUCCUCGAGCGGGCCUCGCGGGCCCAGACCGGCGGCCACGGCGGCGGCGGUGCCCCGGAGGCGGGUCCCGCGGCCCGCGCCACCGGCGCCCGACGCCGGCUGCCACAGCGACUGCGCCUCGUCGGCCUCCGUCGUGGACGACGCCGACGACGCCUCCACCGUUCGGUCCCGCGUGGCGGCGUUCGACCUCAACCUCCCGCCGCCGCUGGACCGGGACCACGUCGACCUGUGCACGGACCUGCGGCUCUGAUAGGAAUCCACACCGAAUCGAAGCAACCGGAGAAGACGAUUCUACUGCUCGUCAUCUUUUCCCAAUUAGAUGCUUGUAUUCGACUCGACAAUAGUCUGUACCACUAUUCUUUACGCGAUAAUUGACAAGGAAUGGCCCUCUUGAGUUUCAAAAUCAAACACCUAAUUUUUCCUCGCU